Messenger RNA from Melitaea cinxia (Glanville fritillary), 415 nucleotides. RefSeq names its product 60S ribosomal protein L37a (gene RpL37A). Gene Ontology annotation, cellular component: ribosome. Gene Ontology annotation, biological process: translation. Gene Ontology annotation, molecular function: structural constituent of ribosome. Bases 107 to 379 code for a protein of 90 amino acids. The record is from RefSeq and is a predicted model, not a curated record. NCBI's taxonomy places the organism in Eukaryota, Metazoa, Arthropoda, Insecta, Lepidoptera, Nymphalidae. The transcript is spliced from 3 exons.
GCAUAGACAAUAGAAUAUUUUUUGCCUGUGGAUGAAAAAGUCAGAAUGACAUUCUGUAAUUGUUUCUCUUCUUCUGUCAACUGUUGUGUUAGACAGGUUAUCCACAAUGGCUAAGCGUACUAAAAAGGUUGGAAUAACUGGUAAAUAUGGCACACGUUAUGGUGCUUCCCUACGUAAAAUGGUCAAAAAAAUGGAAGUCACUCAACACGCGAAAUAUACUUGCUCUUUUUGCGGAAAGGAUGCCAUGAAACGUAGCUGUGUGGGUAUUUGGUCAUGCAAGCGUUGUAAGAGGACCGUGGCUGGUGGAGCGUGGGUGUUCUCCACAACCGCUGCGUCAUCGUGCAGGUCUGCCGUGCGAAGAUUGCGUGAAGUGAAGUAAACAUCUAGAUUAAGGGAAUAAACAAAAACUAUCCUA